AUGAAUGACAACUACUCGAGUAUAAGAUGCCAGACCAUUAAUGCCAACAACUUUGAGCUCAAACCAGCUUUGAUCAGCAUGGUGCAACAAGCCCACUAUAGCAGAUCGCCACUUGAUGAUCCCAAUAUUCAUUUGACGAUGUUCUUGGAGAUUUGUGACACUGUAAAGAUCAAUGGUGUUACUGAAGACACCAUUAGACUGAGAUUAUUUCCUUUUUCUUCGAGGGACAAAGCAAGAGUUAAUGCUGCUUCUAGUGGAACUUUGAUGUUAAAGACAGCUGAGGGUGCUACUUCUCUUUUGAAAGAAUUGGCCUCAAACAAUUAUCAAUGGCCAACCAAAAGAACUAUGGCUAAGAAAGUUGCUGGGAUUCAUGAAUUAGAGUCAUUUGCUGCCCUUUCAACUCAAGUUGCUUCUCUAUCCCAUCAAAUUUCAGUUUUGACAACCCAAAGGAUACCACAAAGUGCAGAAUAUGUUGUAGCUACAGGUAUGAAUGUUCUGAGUAAUGAAGCGAGUUAA
Molecule: messenger RNA, 516 nt
Organism: Juglans microcarpa x Juglans regia
Lineage: Eukaryota; Viridiplantae; Streptophyta; Magnoliopsida; Fagales; Juglandaceae
Exons: 2
Coding region: 1-516 (171 amino acids)
Source: RefSeq, a predicted model, not a curated record